AUGGCGAUGUUGGGCAGAUUGCGUCAGCAGCAAAUUGGGCAGGGGCCAGGGGUGCAGAACCCGCCCCCAGGCUGGUCCAGCACUCUGGUGAAGCGGCUGCGUCUGGAGAGGACGUUGGAAGGGCACGACGGCUGCGUCAACACCGUGCACUUCUCGCCCGACGGCCAGCUGCUGGUCAGCGGCAGCGAUGACAUGCAGAUUUUCUUCUGGGACUGGCAGCUGGGCACGCGCACGCUGGCCUUCCACUCGGGACACCACAACAACGUCUUUCAGGCCCGCAUCAUGCCGCACUCUGCCAACAGCACCGUGGUCACGUGCGCCGCCGACGGCCUGGUGCGAGUGGCCACUGUGCAGCAAGGCAGCGGCGGCGCCGCGGUGGGGACGCGGCGGCUGGCGUGCCACCGCGGGCGAGCCCACAAGCUAGCGCUGGAGCCAGGCAGCCCGCACUGCUUCCUGUCCUGCGACGGCGAGGUGCGACACUUUGACCUGCGCCACCCUGCCGCCGCCAACCGCCGCCUGCUGGCCUGCCGCACCCAGCGCGGCCGGCUGGAGCUCAACAGCGUGCACUGCCGCCUGGGCACCACCCAGUUCUGCGUGGCGGGCGGCGACCCCUUUGUCAGGAUCUUCGACCUGAGGCGGGUGGCCCCCUCUGGCGACCCCCUGGCAGAGCCGCUGCACCGCCUGGCUCCCUGGCACCUGCGGGGCCGCCACUCCCUCAUCACCGUCACCUGUGCCGUGUUCAGCCAGGGCGGGCAGCUUCUGGCUUCUUACAACGACGAGAACAUCUACCUGUUUGCCGCGGAGGAGCAGCAGCAGCAGCAAGCAGCAGCAGCAGAUAGGGCAAACGCCAGCAGCGGCGACUGCAGAGCGGCAGCUGGCGCCUCGGCGGGCCGUGCCGGUGCCGAGCGUGGCGGUGGCAGCAGCAGGCAGGGCAACAAGCGGGGGCGCAGCAGUGGCGCUGGCACUGCAGGAGGUGGCAGCGGCUCGGAGCGAGGCGAUGCGGAUCGGCAGGCGGAUGCAGACGCCGGGGUGCGCCGCACCCAGCAGCGGCGGGCAGCGACAGCAGCCCUGGCACAGGCGCAGUAUGAGCAGGCUGCCUCCCCUGCCACGGCAGCAGCACAGGCACAUGCAAGCAUCCGGCGAGGCCUGUUGCAUGAUGAGGUGGCUGUCCAGGAUGAGGCGCAGCCGCCGCUGCCGCUCGUGGCAACGGAUGCGGCAGCAGGCGGCAGCGGCAGUCCUGGCGGCAGCAGGCAGCCUGAUGCUGUUUGGCUUGACCAGCUGCCGCGAGGCCGCCAUGGUGGCUGCAGCAGCCAGCAGCAGGGGGGGCAUGGGCAGGAGGGUGGCGAGGGCGUCGGCUUGGAGCGGGGACGCGGACAGGCACGAGGCAGCGAGCAGGGCGGCAGCGAGCAGGAGGACGCAGGUGGAGGCAGCGGGGGUGGCAGCGGGUCUGAGCUGGACAACAUUGAUGCGGAGCUUGCCGCAGAGGCAGAGCCGUUUGAUCUCGAUGCUGCGAUGGAGGAGAGCGAGGAGGAGGAGAGCGAGGAGGAGGAGAGCGAGGAGGAGGAGAGCGAGGAGGAGGACGAGUUUGAGGAUGAGGGGGAGCUGCCGCAGGCACGACCAGGCCACCUCGAUCCCGGGGCAUUGGUGGACGAUGCCGACGCAGCGCCGAGGGCGGGCCAGCGCGGCGGCGCCCCCAGCGGCAACGUGCAAGACGGGCACCCCGAUGACAGCGUGCUGCAGACUUACAAGGGGCACCGAAACUAUCGCACAGUCAAGGGCGUCAGCUUCCUGGGGCGGGACGAUGAGUUUGUCAUGAGCGGCUCAGACUGCGGGCACAUUUAUGUGUGGGAGAGGGAUUCGGGGGUGGUGCAGGCGGUGCUCAAGGGUGACGCCGAUACAGUCAACUGCCUGGAGCCGCACCCGCAGCACCUGCUGACCAUGGCCACCAGCGGCAUUGAGGACAGCAUCAAGCUGUGGGCCCCCACCGCGGAGGAGCCGCAGGUGCUGGGUGCCGCUGCGGAGCGGCGCAUGGCUGCCAACCAGGCGGCGCAGGGCGAGGAGCGGCGCAUGUUCAUCAGCCCGGAGAUGCUGCAGCUGCUGCUGCGGUCCAGGCAGCUGGAGGCCAUGCACAGCAGUGACAGCGAGGAAGGGGAGGAGGAGGACGAGGAUGACGAGGACGUAGAGGGCCGGCGACACCAUGCCGACUGUGCCAUCAUGUGA
Chlorella variabilis is the source of this 2220-nucleotide messenger RNA. RefSeq lists its product as hypothetical. The coding region runs from base 1 to 2220 and encodes 739 amino acids. Gene Ontology annotation, cellular component: Cul4-RING E3 ubiquitin ligase complex; cytoplasm. Gene Ontology annotation, molecular function: protein binding. The record is from RefSeq and is a predicted model, not a curated record. The transcript has 12 exons. Lineage: Eukaryota; Viridiplantae; Chlorophyta; Trebouxiophyceae; Chlorellales; Chlorellaceae.